CUCACUGCGCCCCGGUGAGAGGCAAACCCGGAGCUCAACCUGCCCGGUUCACCGCCCCCAGCAUGUCACACUGUACGAGCCGCAUGUUCAUCACAAGUGCUACUUGCACUCAGACACCCACUUAAACGUCCACUGCUGCGCAGUUUGCGUGGAUAGAAGGCAGGCUCCGCUCCGCGCACACGGCUGGACUGUUUUGGACUGUUUUCUCUGGGCACGUAGGGAGAGUUGGAGAUCCACAGGUAAUUGCACACAGUCGGUUCCUCCGCAUCUCGUAGCAGCGUUUCCGCAGACAUGCUGGGGAUCUGUGUGUGUCUCUGCGCUCUGUUCACGCAUGUCCUCUCUCAGGAGGCUGAGGAACCCGUGUCCUACACUUGCACCGAGGGAUACGAGUAUGACAGAGUCCGAGAGCAGUGCAGAGACAUCGACGAGUGCACUUUGUUAGACGACGCCUGCAAAGGAGGGAUGCAGUGCAUCAACCACUUUGGUGGAUACCUCUGCCUCCCCAAGAGCGCUGUCAUCUACAUCAGUCAGGAGACCGAGCAGGUGCCGGCGCCAGAUACCGUCCCUGCGGUCCCGCCGAACCAGCCUCAGAUUCCGCCGGUGUUUCCUGGUCCCGCGAGAGUCCCUCAGCCCGGCUGGCCCGCCCGCUGUUCGCCAGGAUUUACUGCAGAUGAGCAAAACCUCUGCAGAGACGUAGAUGAAUGUGCCACAGGUAGACACACAUGUGGCUCUGACCAGACCUGCUACAACACCAGAGGCUCCUACACCUGCCAGUGUCCUCCAGGCUACCAGAGGACCGGAGACCACUGUGUGGACAGAGACGAAUGUGCCAUGACCCACUACUGCAUGCACAGAUGUGUUAACACCCAGGGCUCAUACUACUGUGAGUGCAACGCAGGUCACAAGUUGGCCAGCAACAACCACAGCUGUGUUGAUGUGAAUGAGUGCGAUGUGCAGAGUCCCUGUCAGCACCAUUGCUACAACCUGAUUGGGUCCUUCCUCUGCCAGUGUGACCAGGGCUACGAGUUGGCACAAGACAUGGUCUCUUGCCAAGAUAUUGAUGAAUGCGGCUUCUCCAGCUACAUGUGUCAGUACCAGUGUAUCAACAGCCCAGGAAGUUACUCCUGUGAAUGUCCAGAAGGAUAUCAACUCCAGGGAAACAGGUUUUGUCAAGAUAUAAAUGAAUGCGAAACAGGGACCCAUAACUGCCAAGAUGAUGAAAUGUGCUGGAAUUAUUACGGGGGCUUCCGCUGCUAUACCAGAAACCCCUGUGAGCCGCCUUAUGUCAAAACCUCCGAGAAUCGCUGUAUCUGCCGCUCUCAGACGAGUGCAGAGUGCCAGGGUCUCCCACCGUCAGUCGUCUACAAAUACAUGAGCAUCCAGGCGGAACGCAGCGUGCCAGCGGACAUCUUCCAGAUUCAGGCCACCAACAUCUACGCCAACACGCACAACACCUUCAGGAUCAAAGCUGGGAAUGAGGCAGGAGAAUUCUUCCUGCGGCGUUCCAGCAACGUGAGUGCCAUGCUGGUGCUAACCAAGCCUCUAACAGGCCCGAAAGAGUACAUCGUGGACCUGGAGAUGAUCACUCACCAUCUGACCAUGAACUACCGCUCCAGCUCACUGCUGCGGCUCACCAUCAUCGUCGGGCAUUAUGCUUUCUGAGCAGCACAACUCUCCCAAAAAAAAUAAGCCUCCAUAAGUCUGGUUCAGCAAAAAACAUAGCAGCGUAGCACAGGCGACGCCUCGCAUCUGCAUAAAAAUACUGUACAUUUUCAUGAAAUACAUAUAACAUAGGCUGUCCCAGACUCGCACAGCGUCACCUGCAGUUCCACUUGGCUUUGUUCAAGACCGACCAGUCCAUGCUGUCCUGUGACCACUGGGCAUCUUUUUCUCUCAGGGUGCUGGGAAGCAUUGUGAUGAAAGGUUUUUGUUUCCGGGACAAUCAGGCGCUGUGUUUUUUAACAAGAGCGCUUAAACCCCACAUCAUAAUCUUUACAGCUGAAACAUACUAAACCUUAAGAGCCUUUAAGAAAGACUGCAAAUUCUACUUUUGCACCUGCCGUGGCUGUUUGCUGCUUCCAUACCGAAAACAGUUGGGAGCAGAACAGUCACAUUUGGGAAAAGAGGCCUAGUGGACACAAAUCCUAAAUAGGAUGAGUUUGUUUUUUUUUGUUAUGCAGCGGCGCCUACAUUUAUCACUUUAUUUUGGACCAACACAUACUUACACUAACCUGUUGUAAUAAAGAGAGAGAAAAUCCUAUUUUCUAUAUUCAUGUACAUGUCAAAUAUCCAGCUUUUUUUUUUGGUACAAUGGUAAUUUUUUUAAAUCAUUUAUCUCGUGUUGAUAAAUGUUGUAGGGGGUUAGGACUGCUGUGCCGCGCUCUUCUGUAUAGUUUUGCCCGUGAUCAUUUUCCAGAGACGUUCACAGAACAGUUCACAAGAGUUAAGGGAGGGACUAUGAGUUGAGAGAGUGGUCGACUUAGUUUGACAACGGGGUGUAAUCUGUGUGCAUGUGUGUAUCUGGAGUUUGACACAUGGAGUGAGAGGAAGGGAAAGAGUGAAAAGGAGCUAGUUCUCAGCCGCGGGUGAAGUGGAUGUGGUUAAGUUGUUUCUCUGAUGCCAUCCUUUACAGCCUAUUAGUUUUGUUUUUUACUUGAGAACAUGGAGAUUAAAUGAUGGCUUUGAUUUUACACGCCUCGGCCAAUUGACCUUUGAUUGGUGCCAAAGCUCAUCCUCCAAAGGAACAGCAGAGGUUCUCUAAUGCCGCUUUUCCACUACAUGGUCCCGGCACGACUCGUCUCGCCUCGGCAUGGCUUUUUUGCUUUUCCAUUAGCGAUAGUACCUGUUUUUUUUUUUUAGUACCUGCUCUGGGGAGCUUCCAAGCGAGCUGAGCCACUACUAUGCGUGACGGCAACAGACUGCAUAAGCGUGACGUCAGGCACAGGAAUCAGACCGAACAAUGCCAACUUCAGUUGAUUAAAACGACUUAAAAAUCCUCUAAACAUCCUUUAAUCUCUAACAUUUAGCAGGGAAAUAAAUCUCAAUAUUUAACAGAGGAGUCUGGUGUAUUUAUGUCAGACGGAGUCUGUGCUUCAGUCAUGCAGGAAGUACUGAACGAUUCUGUGAACAAAUCUUUUUAAUUAACUGAUUCUAAUGAUACUCUUGCCUUUGCAGCAAGAAGACCCGGGUUCAAGCCCCGGUUGGAACAAGGAUCUUCCUGCAUGGAGUUUGCAUGUUCUCCCCGUGUGUGUGUGGGUUUUCUCCGGAGUCUCCGGCUUCCUCCCACAGUCCAAAAACAUGCAAUAUGGGGAUUAGGUAAAUUGGACACUCUAAAUUGACCGUAGGUGUGAGUGUGAGAGUGAAUGGUUGUUUGUCUCUAUGUGUGGCCCUGUGAUGGACUAGCGAUCUGUCCGGGGUGUGACCCCGUCUAUCACCCUAUGUCAGCUGAGAUUGGCACAGCACCCCCCGUGACCCUCCUGUGGAGGAUAAAGUGGUAGAAAAUGGAUGGAUGGAUGAUUCUAAUGAUUCAGUUACACUGAAAACAACUGCUCUGCCCACUAGUUUGUAAAACAAAGUCGUGCAGUGAUGACUCCGCCCACGUUCAGGAGGUACUAUAGUAAUGGAAAACCAACCAAACUGCGUAGAGUUGAGCCGUAAUGAGCCGAACCGAGGCGGUACUAAGUAGUGGAAAAGCGCCAUAAUGAUGGUCCCAGUCUCAAAGUCACACUGGCACCAGGCUGGCUUUUGGUGAUUAAGUUCUCUGGUUUGUGUGUAAAAGCAGGGGAUUAUUACAAGUGUUGAUAAAACGCCAACACACUUUUUGGUAAGAAGAAGUGUCAUUUUUCACUCUACCUGCAUUGCCUUUCCGUGACUCCAUGCGUCUGCUCUGGCUUCUCGCUGAAACGCUGCACGCUGUGGACACACUGUGCCGAAAGACCACAUGUUGUCACCACUCUGUAAGUGUGUAGAAAGUCAUCCAUCUUUGCCUUUAACUGUCUUUCAUGUGGUUUCAGCAGUGAUCCUGCAAUAGUGCCUUAGAGAUAUAAACACAUACAAGGAAAAAUGUAACACUAAUCAGUCAUGCUGUCGAGACUGUUAAUCUUUUGGAAUUCUUCGAUGUGUUUCUCUUCUAUUUAAAAUCUAUAUUUUUGUCAUAUGUAUCUUACAUUAAUUGUACUCCGAAGAGCAAAAAAAAUAUAUAUAUUGUCGAUUAAAAUGAGAGGAUAAAUGA
Messenger RNA from Solea solea (common sole), 4231 nucleotides. RefSeq names its product EGF containing fibulin extracellular matrix protein 1 (gene efemp1). Gene Ontology annotation, molecular function: calcium ion binding. The transcript has 11 exons. Lineage: Eukaryota; Metazoa; Chordata; Actinopteri; Pleuronectiformes; Soleidae. The record is from RefSeq and is a predicted model, not a curated record. Bases 292 to 1662 code for a protein of 456 amino acids.